UUAGCUGCGUGUAAAUAAGGACAGGAACACGGUGUACAUGCAUCCUCCUUUGACUCGAUCAGUGGAAAAAGUGUUCGUGUUAAACAUCUGUUCGAAAAGCGGCUGAUUGGACUUGUAUAGACUAAAUACCCGGAUGUGAGAGGAGCUGUUUGUUUACAUGGAGCUGCAGAAAGAGACGGAUGCCCCGCAGCUGGUGGUGGUUAAAGAAGAGGUUCCCAUUGAGCAGGAGGAGUUGCACUCCAGUCUGGACCAGGAGGACCCAGAGCCCCGCCCACACAUUAAAGAGGAACCGGAGGAAAUCUGGAGCAGUCAGGAGGGAGAGCAGCUUCAAGGGCUGGAGGAGGCUGAUAUCACCCAGUCCACAUUCACUCCUGUCCCUGUGAAGAGUGAAGAUGAUGAAGAGAAACCUCAGUCCUCACAGCUUCAUCAAAGACAAACUGAACACAUGGAAACAGAAGCUGCUGGAGAGGACUGUGGAGGACCAGAACCAGCCAGGACCUCAGAUCCAGAGAGACAUUUACAACCUGAGAUUGAGGACAACCCUGGAGACUCUUCUGAACCUGAGACUGAGGACAACCCUGGAGACUCUUCUGAACAUGAGAUUGAGGACAACCCUGGAGACUCUUCUGAACCUGAGACUGAUGAAACGACUACAGACUUUGCAGAAUCUGAGACAGAAAAAGACAUGAAUGAUCCUGAUGGAAAACCUUUUCGCUGUUUGGUGUGUGCUAAAACAUUUAAACACAGGGGAAAUUUGAAUAUACACACGAGGACUCAUACAGGAGUGAAGCCUUUUAGAUGCUGUUUGUGUGGUAAAACGUUUACUCAAAAAGGAGGACUGGACUACCACUUGAAGAUUCACACAGGAGAAAAACCGUUUAGUUGCACACUGUGCGGUAAAACAUUUAGACACAAAGGAGCUGUAACGUACCACAUGGCGACCCAUAUGGGGGUGAAACCCUACAGCUGCAGCAUUUGUCAAAAAAGGUUCAGGGCCACAUCUCAACUCAAACACCAUAAGUGUAUUGGCGAGUUCUCACAUCUUCACAAAAGCAAAAGCGAUAAAUACGACAAACCACUGAGCUGCUCCGAAUGUGAUGCCACGUUUCCCAACAAUUACCUCCUGGUGACCCACAUGAGAAUGCAUAAAGGAAAGAAACUGUUCACUUGCUCCAUUUGUGGUCAAAAGCGACAGUUUAGUUCACAUCUGGACAUACACAUGAGAACCCACACAGGAGAGAAACCGUACAGCUGCUCCGUGUGCGGUAAAAGAUUUUCUCAAAGAGGAAUAAUGUCACAGCACAUGGCAGUCCACUCAGGGGUGAAACCAUUCAGCUGCACUGUGUGUAGCAGGAGAUUCUUCUGGCAUUUUCAGAUCAAAAAACACAAAUGUCUUGGUGAGUCUUCACAGCAGAGCAGAACCGGCUUUAAUGGAGAGGACUGUGGAGGACCAGAACCAGCUGACUCAGCUCCGGAUAGACAUUUCCUACCAGAGACUGAUAAAGGUGAUGAACCCUCUCUGGAGCCUGACGACCCUGUUGACAUUGAGUUUUGGAAAGACACUAGGCAACAUCAGUCUGGGUUCACUUAUCGAAGAAAUAAAAAAGUAUCCAUAAGUAAAGGAUAUAUUACCAGUGAGAAACCAGUCAGCUGCUCCGAGGACCAGGUUCAAACUGAUCCCAGGACCGAUGACGGUAUUUAUCUGUCUACACGGGCCAGGAAUUCUCCUUCAGGUCCAAACCAUUUGAAAACUGAGGACGUUCCCAGCAGCGAGAAACCAUUCAGCUCCUCAGAGCGUAAUGACCAAUAUGACGACGGACAGCUGACACACAAAACAGCUCCCACAAGAGAGGAACCACUCAGUUGCUCAAGUUGCGGUAAAUGUUUUGCAACAGCAGGACAUCUGACAAGACACAUAUCCGUCCACACAGAAGGGAAACCAACCAGAUGUGAAGUGUGUGAGAAAAGUUUCCCGCUGGAGUCGCAGCUCCUGAACCACGAGGGUGUUGGCGAGCUGUCGCAGCUUCACAAUUCCAACACACUGAUCGACAGCUCUCAGUGUGGAACGGUAUUAGACCGAAAGCACCAGCUGCCGGUUACCGUCAGAAUUCAGAAAAGACUGAAAUCACACGAUGGCUCACUUUGUGGUAUCGCUUUCGCCAAUUUUGAAAGUUCUCACCUGACGGGCCAAUCAGGGGAGAAACCUUUCCGCUGCUCGGUGUGUAACUCAGGUUUCAGUGACAGUGAGGCUUUAGUACAACACAUGAGGAUCCACACGAGACAGACCCAGUUUACUUGCUCGCUUUGUGGCAAAGAAUUUGCCUGGCGCAGAUAUCUGACCAAACACAUGGAAGUCCACAAAGGGCAGAACACUUACUGCACAUAUUGUAACAGAAUUUUCCUCUCGUGUUUUCAGCUGAAACACCAUCACUGUGAUGGUCAGUCCCCACAGUCUCACCAAACAGAAUAUGUAGAAACAGAAGCUGAUGAGGAGGACUGUGGAGGACCAGAACCAGCUGACUCAGCUCCGGAUAGACAUUUCCUACCAGAGACUGAUAAAGGUGAUGAACCCUCUCUGGAGCCUGACGACCCUGUUGACAUUGAGUUUUGGAAAGACACUAGGCAACAUCAGUCUGGGUUCACUUAUCGAAGAAAUAAAAAAGUAUCCAUAAGUAAAGGAUAUAUUACCAGUGAGAAACCAGUCAGCUGCUCCGAGGACCAGGUUCAAACUGAUCCCAGGACCGAUGACGGUAUUUAUUACUAUGAAUGUGAUGGUCAGUCCUCACAGCCUCACCAAACUGAAUAUGUAGAAACAGAAGCUGCUGGAGAGGACUGUGGAGGACCAGAACCAUUCAGGAACUCAGAACCAGAGACACAUUUACAACCUGAGAUUGAGGACAACCCUGGAGACUCUUCUGAGACUGAAGACAGUGGAGACAGUGAUUUUUGGACACAGAGCAGUGAACGCCUGUCCGAGUUAAACUCUGUGAAACAAGAGUUUGCCCAGAGUGGUGAAACGUUUAACAACAAUCACCAGCGAGACGAACUGCUUAUAGAAGGUAGGACUCAAAACCAGUAUAUGCCAAACCAGGAAGAGCCCGAGCCAGCACCAUGCAUUAAAGAGGAACAGGAGGAACUCUGGAGCAGUCAGGAGGGAGAGCAGCUUCAAGGGCUGGAGGAGGCUGAUAUCACCCAGUCUACAUUCACUCCUGUCCCUGUGAAGAGUGAAGAUGAUGAAGAGAAACCUCAGUCCUCACAGCUUCAUCAAAGACAAACUGAACACAUGGAAACAGAAGCUGCUGAAGAGGACUGUGGAGGACCAGAACCAGCCAGGACCUCAGAUCCAGAGAGACAUUUACAACCUGAGAUUGAGGACAACCCUGGAGACUCUUCUGAUGAUAGUGUUGAUAGUGAUUUUUGGAAGGAGACCAGGAAAGGUCCGUCAGGUUUAAACAUGUUGAAACAAAAUGAAAUCACUGACAGCGACUCUGGAAACAAAGUGUUGAUCUACCCUGGAGCUGAGAGUGACGACAGUGAUUUCUGGAAAGAUGACAGGAAACCUCAAUCAGGUUUAACGUGUUUAAACGAAAAUCAAGUAGCUGAAAGUAAAAUGUUCCGUAAAACAUUCAUGAAACCAUACAGCUGCCCCGAAUGUGGGAAAAGGUUUCCCCACAAUGCCAGCAUGAAGAGCCACAUGAAGUUGCAUACGGGCGAGAAAACUUUCUUCUGUUCUGUUUGUGGUAUGCGAUGUCUUUACAAAUCCCACAUGAAGAUACACAUGAGAAUUCACACCAGAGAGAAACCAUUCGGAUGCCUAGUGUGCGGGAAGAAAUAUGCACACAAGGCAAGUCUGCAGACCCACAUGAACAUCCACAAUGUGGAGCAACAGUACAGCUGCAGCCAGUGUCACCAAGGCUUUGCCUGGCAUUCAGAGCUGAAAUACCACCAGUGUGUGGGGGGGUCAUCACAGGAAAACACACACAGGGAAACCUCAUCUUUAAAUGUGAUGUUUAAAACUCAGAGAGACUCUGCUGACUGAAGACAAAAUAAAGCAGCUAGAUCAUAUUUGAGGAUUUGUGAAGCUGUGGAUGUUUUUCAGUUUAUUCUUAAAGAAAAGGAUAGUUCCAAAUGUAAUUCUGUUUCUCUCUUUUUUCAGUUGAGACAUCUCAGCCCUAGGUAUUCUCUUAAGUGGUAUUAUUUGUAAGCAAUUUUGUGUUGAAUUUGAUCCUUUUUGUCAUGCUUCUUUCUGUGCUUUAUGAAAUAAUACAUGUGUGAAGUACUCAUAAACUUUUCAUCACAAUGGAUCUCAUUAAAUCUACAGAGGCCCAUUCAGGGGAUUCUGGACUACA
Eleginops maclovinus (Patagonian blennie) is the source of this 4349-nucleotide messenger RNA. Its product is annotated as oocyte zinc finger protein XlCOF7.1-like. The record is from RefSeq and is a predicted model, not a curated record. Gene Ontology annotation, cellular component: nucleus. The transcript has 2 exons. NCBI's taxonomy places the organism in Eukaryota, Metazoa, Chordata, Actinopteri, Perciformes, Eleginopidae. The coding region runs from base 158 to 4039 and encodes 1293 amino acids. Gene Ontology annotation, biological process: regulation of gene expression.